UUGAUCACAGAAAUGAGAGGGAACAUGCCAUUAUAUUUUAACCAGUGUGUAAAGAAGGCUCUUAUGUAACCAGUCAUCCUGGCCCUUCUCUCCAGAGAAUUUUGUUUUUCAGCUAAUUGCUGUUGGGAUGAAGCUUUAUAGCUUUGGAGUCCUCGUAGCCAUCUUCCUCUUGUGUGAGCAGCAUGUCUUCGCUUUUCAGAGUGGCCAGGUUUUAUCUGCUCUUCCUAAAACUUCCAGGCAAGUUCAGAUUCUACAGAAUCUUACUACAACAUAUGAGAUUGUUCUCUGGCAGCCAGUAACAGCUGAUUUAAUUAAGAAGCAGAAAGAAGUCCAUUUUUUUGUGAAUGCGUCUGACGUAAACCAUGUGAAAGCCCAUUUACAUGACAGCACAAUCCAGUUCAGCAUCUUGGUGGAAGAAGUGAAAGAUCUUAUCCAACAGCAAACUCUCAAUGACACAAUCACCCCCCGGACCUUUUCCUCAUAUUAUGAACAUUAUCACCCAUUAAAUGAGAUCUAUUUUUGGAUGGAAAUCAUAACUGAGAACUAUCCUGAUAUGGUUGAAAAAAUCCACAUUGGAUCCUCAUACGAGAAGUACCCACUGUAUAUUUUAAAGGUUUCUAGAAAAGAACGAACAGCCAAAAAUGCCAUAUGGAUCGACUGUGGAAUCCAUGCCAGAGAAUGGAUCUCUCCUGCUUUCUGCUUGUGGUUCAUAGACCACGUAACUCAGUCAAAAGGGAAAAAAACGCCAUACACUUAUCUUCUGAGGCACGUGGAUUUCUAUGUGAUGCCAGUAGUUAACGUGGAUGGUUAUGACUUCACAUGGAAAAAGAAUCGAAUGUGGAGAAAGAACCGGUCCUUUCAUGAAAAUAAUCGUUGCAUUGGAACAGACCUGAAUAGGAACUUUGCUUCCAAACACUGGUGUGGGGAAGGUGCAUCAAGUUUCUCAUGCUCAGAAACCUACUGUGGCCUUUACCCUGAAUCAGAACCAGAAGUGAAGGCAAUGGCUAAUUUCUUGAGAAAAAACAUCAACCACAUUAAGGCUUACAUCAGUAUGCAUUCAUACUCCCAGCACAUAGUGUUUCCAUAUUCUUACAAUCGAAGCAAAAGCAAAGACCAUGAGGAACUGUCCCUAGUGGCCAGUGAAGCAGCCCGUGCUAUUGAGAAUAUUGAUAAAAAUAUCAGAUAUACUCAUGGCAGUGGUUCAGAAACUUUCUACCUAGCCCCUGGAGGUUCAGAUGACUGGAUCUAUGACUUAGGCAUAAAAUAUUCGUUUACAAUUGAACUUCGAGAUAAAGGCAAAUAUGGAUUCUUGUUGCCAGAACGUUACAUCAGACCCACUUGCACAGAAGCUCUCGCCGCUAUCUCUAAAAUAGUUGAGCAUGUCAUCAAGAAUGUUUAAUUCCCUUGAUUUUCUCGCUCUUCUCUCCUAUUUUAAUUUACUGAUUCCUACAAGACCAAAUCAUUGUACCCAUUCUUCUAAGAUUUUAUCAGUAGUUUUGAGAAAAGAUUUUCCCAUUCCUUGCUUUUGUCAAAGAACGAAAUAAAUGCUACCAUAAAUUAAGGC
Lontra canadensis (Northern American river otter) is the source of this 1564-nucleotide messenger RNA. RefSeq names its product carboxypeptidase B2 (gene CPB2). The transcript is spliced from 11 exons. The coding region runs from base 128 to 1399 and encodes 423 amino acids. Gene Ontology annotation, biological process: proteolysis; fibrinolysis. Gene Ontology annotation, molecular function: zinc ion binding; metallocarboxypeptidase activity. Lineage: Eukaryota; Metazoa; Chordata; Mammalia; Carnivora; Mustelidae. The record is from RefSeq and is a predicted model, not a curated record.